UGGUUGUUGUGCUGCUAUUAAACAAAGUUUUCUUUGGUGCUCCGAUAAACUCUUGGGAAUUUUUUAUUUUGUAAACGAGAGACUCCGGUUACUUUUAUACACAACCAUAACGACUAUACACUCAUAAGGAAAGGGAAGCUUCAAACACAGGAAAGUCUCAAACACACCAAUUUCAAGUCCUUCCUUUUUUCUUUGUCUUUUUAUUUUUGAAUCUUUUAUUUUUUACCCUUACGAUUAAAAUUCUCUUCAUUUAAAAAAAAAUAAAAUAAAAAAAAUGCAACAAUUCACACCUUACUUUCCCGGUUACGAAACCUCGAGUCAACAACAACAACAACAACAACAGACUCAAGAUCAGCAACAACAGGCUUUGGCCAUAAGUGGUCCUAACCUUGCCAUUUAUUCUCCUGCUGCCAUGCAACCUUUGUCUGUCUUGGCUGCCGCUCAAAGAAAGGAACAACAACAACAACAACAACAACACCAGCAACACCAGCAGGUCGCUUUGCCUUCUCCUUCUACCAUGACAGACAUCGGUGCUCACGGUAAGCCCAAGAGAAAGCAAGUUAAGAAUGCAUGUGUCAAUUGUCAAAAGGCCUGUAAGAAAUGUGAUAUUGGUAGACCCUGUCAAAGAUGUAUUAAGUAUGGAUUAACCGAAACUUGCGUUAACUCUGUUCGUAAGGAACGCAAGAAGGGCGUUAAGCGUGGUCCUUACAAGAAGAGAAUUAAGUCUGGUGGAGAUAGCGGUACUUCUUCAGGUGCCUCUACGCCUAACAUGGCCUCUCCCAUGAUUAAUGCCAACCUAUAUGCUCAAAACACCGCUGUUCGUGCUAAUGCUUUGCCAAUUCAUUAUCAGCCAUUCCCUACCCAAGGUUACCACAACCCUUAUGCCUAUGACAACAACAAUCAAAUGAUGCCUCAAUCCUACAUGGUUCCUGCUGCGAUUCAACAAAUGUAUCCUACUGGUAACCCUGUUUUGUCCUAUCAAGCUGCUAUGAACAUGAUCUCUCCCCAACAACAACAACAACAACAGCAGCAGCAGCAACAGCAGCAUCAGCAGCAACAACAACAACAACAGCAGCAGCAGCAGCAACAACAACAACAACAACAGCAGCAUCAGCAACAACAACAACAACAGCAGCAACAACAACAACAACAACAGCAACAGCAACAACAACAGCAACAACAGCAACAUCAACAGCAGCAAGCUGUUAAUGGUACUUAUAGACUUCAGGAACAAAUGCAACAACAACAACAAUCUCCUAACCCCGCCAAUAAUAACACUAAUAAUAAUAGCACUACAUCCACCCCAAUUCUUACCGCUACUUCGAUUGUUCCCACUAUCACUAAUGAUGCUACCACUAAAGUGGAUGAUGAUGAUGACGAGGGAUCGAAGUUGACCAUUUUAUCUCAACUUUGUAGCGCUGUACUUGAUCGUAAUGAUACACCCAAGGAUAACGAGGAAAUUAAGACUGAAGACACCCAUCAGAACACACCUCCUCCUAGUCGUCCUCAUUCCCGUGAAACCUCUCAUGACACCAGCAAUAACAAUGAGGUGAACAUCAACUCUGGUGUGCCCAAUUUUGGUAACGACUCACCCCAUACAUACGUCAACGGCCACUUGGCUCAUCGUGGUACUGUCAUGAACAAUAUUUCGUAUGGUACACCUGGUUCUUCUCCCGCCGACUCUCCCGUCGAUCCUCUUAAUUUUAACAAGGUGAACGAGAACGGCUGGGCUCAACAAGAACAACAACAACAAUUCCAACAAGAGCAUAACCAAUCCUAACUAGACAAAAAAAAAAAAAAAAAAAAAAAAAAAAAAAAACUCUUUCUUUAUAUGUGUACAUACCAAAAAGAUGUACUUUUUCUUUUCCAUCUUUUUCACUCCAUUUUUUUUUUCUUUUCUUUUUAAAUAUAUACUUUUAUGUACUGCAUUUUCCAAAGAUUUUUAGUCGUAUUUUGGCUAAUUUUUUGGGAUGAAGUCAUGUUUUCUUUGGUAAAUUGGAGUACGUAAAUAAAGUUAUCUUUUGUAUUAGUCAAUGGCAUCCUGAAAAACAACUAUAAAACAAAAGUACGAUGAGAUAAUGGUUCAGGACAAGCAUCAUUAAUUAGUUUACAAUAUCAAUG
Molecule: messenger RNA, 2121 nt
Organism: Mucor mucedo
Lineage: Eukaryota; Fungi; Mucoromycota; Mucoromycetes; Mucorales; Mucoraceae
Exons: 4
Coding region: 275-1780 (501 amino acids)
Biological process (GO): regulation of DNA-templated transcription; cellular response to starvation
Cellular component (GO): nucleus
Molecular function (GO): RNA polymerase II transcription regulatory region sequence-specific DNA binding; DNA-binding transcription factor activity, RNA polymerase II-specific; zinc ion binding
Source: RefSeq, a predicted model, not a curated record